This is a messenger RNA of Macrobrachium nipponense, 459 nucleotides long. RefSeq lists its product as uncharacterized. The transcript has a single exon. NCBI's taxonomy places the organism in Eukaryota, Metazoa, Arthropoda, Malacostraca, Decapoda, Palaemonidae. Gene Ontology annotation, biological process: chromatin remodeling. Gene Ontology annotation, cellular component: nucleus. The coding region runs from base 1 to 459 and encodes 152 amino acids. The record is from RefSeq and is a predicted model, not a curated record.
AUGGGGUGCCAAGAGCAAGAGAAAGAAUUAUUUAGACAAGAGUUUGAAGCUGCCAUGAGAACAGUGAAAGAGGAACUAAUAAUAGGAGCUGAUAUGAAUGGCAGGGUGGGAAAGAGAAGAGAUGGGUAUGAGGAGGUACAAGGAAGCCAUGGGUUUGAAAUUAGAAAUGAAGAUGGGGAUUAUUUAUUGGAGAUGGCUCAGAGUUUUGAAUUGGUCUGUAUGAACACAUGGUUUCAAAAGUUAGAUAAGUUCUUGAUAAGUUAUGAAAGUGGAGGAGUGCAGAGCCAAAUAUAUUACAUCCUAGUUAGAGGAGCCAACAAAAGCAAUGUGACCAGCUGCAAAGUGAUGUUGGGAGAAGUUUGUGUUAAACAGCUUAGGUUGGUGGUGAUGGACUUUAAAAUGAGAGGUAGGAAACCCAAGAUGAGAAAGAGAAGAUCUAGAAUGAUGAUGGGACCUUAA